Piliocolobus tephrosceles (Ugandan red Colobus) is the source of this 1255-nucleotide messenger RNA. RefSeq names its product mucin-17-like. The record is from RefSeq and is a predicted model, not a curated record. Lineage: Eukaryota; Metazoa; Chordata; Mammalia; Primates; Cercopithecidae. The transcript has 2 exons. The annotation marks the transcript as partial.
CACCACACUUGUGACCAGUUCUGAGGGCAGCACCCUUUCAACAACUUUUGUUGACACCAGCACACCUGUGACCACCUCUACCCAAGUCAGUUCAACUCCUACAAUUCCUGAAGGUACAAGUAUGCCAAUCUCGACUCCUAGUGAAGGAAGCACUCCAUUAACAACUAUUCCUGUCAGCACCACACGUGUGACCAGUUCUGAGGACAGCACCCUUUCAACAAAUUCUGUUGACAUCAGCACAACUGUGACCACUUCUAUCCAGGAAAGUUCAUCUCCUACAACUCCUCAAGCUACAAGUAUGCCAAUCUCAACUCUUAGUGAAGGAAGCACACCAUUAACAAUUAUGCCUGUCAGCACCACAUCGGUGACCAUUUCUCAUCCUAGCACACCUUCAACACGUCCUGUUGACACCAGCACACGUGUGACCAUUUCAACCCAAGUCAGUACUUCUCCUAUAACUCCUGAAGUCACCACCAUGCAAAUCUCAACUCCUACUGUACGAAGCACUCCAUUAACAACUAUUCCUGUCAGCACCAAGCGUGUGACCAGUUCUGAGGGUAGCACCGUUUCAACACCUUCUGUUGACACUAGCACACCUGUGACCAGUUCUACCCAAGUCAGUUCAUCUCCUAAAACUCCUGAAGUCACCACCAUGCCAAUCUGGACUUCUAGUGAAGGAAGCACUCCAUUAACAACCAUUGCUGUCAGCACCACACAUGUGACAAGUUCUGGGGGCAGAACCCUUUCAACACCUUCUGUUGACACCAGCACACCUGUGACCACUUUUACCCAAGUCAGUUCAUCUCCUACAACUCAUGAAGUCACCACCAUGUCAAUCUCAACUCCUAGUGCACGAAGCACUACAUUAACAACUAGUUCUGUGAGCACCACACGUGUGACCAGUUCUGAGGGUAGCACCCCUUCAACAAUUUCUGUUGACAGCAGCACACCUGUACCAACUUCUAACCAAGUCAGUUCAUCUCCUACAACUCCUGAAGUCACCACCAUGCCAAUCUUGCCUCCUAGUGAAGGAAGCACUUCAUUAACAACCAUUCCUGUCACCACCACACGUGUGACCAGUUCUGAGGGCAGAACCCUUUCAACACCUUCCAUUGACACCAGCACACCUGUGACCACUUCUAUCCAAGACAAUUCAUCUCCUAGAACACAUGAAGUCACCAGCAUGCUAAUCUCAACUCCUAGUCACACCUGUGACCACUUCUAUCCAAGUCAGUUCAUCUCCUACAACUCCUGA